Messenger RNA from Cydia fagiglandana, 2956 nucleotides. RefSeq names its product nose resistant to fluoxetine protein 6-like. The record is from RefSeq and is a predicted model, not a curated record. NCBI's taxonomy places the organism in Eukaryota, Metazoa, Arthropoda, Insecta, Lepidoptera, Tortricidae. The transcript is spliced from 12 exons. Bases 3 to 1793 code for a protein of 596 amino acids.
GAAUGCCAGCAUUAUACGCGUUGGAUCCAUUCGACGCAUGCCUACUGGAGCCGGACGGGACUUACUGCUUGGUCGACGCUGAUCUACAUGCUGAUGGGAAAUCAGAUCUCAUGAGGAUGAUACGGGGUUAUUCAGAGCACACAAUAAAACACUUCAAUCACACACAGAUACACAGAGGACUGUGUGUUACAAAGACAUGUAAAGAUUUCAUCCACAAUAGAAGGCUAAAUGAAACAGCGGACCUAGAGGUGAUCCUUGAGGCAUGCCUGAACAGUUCUAUAUGGAGGGACUACAAAUUACACGCCACAGUGAAUAGAAUACAGUAUUGUAACCGGGAAGGUGAUGAAGAAGAGCUGGAUAUGAGUGACUAUGUGGUAGCAGCGGUGUAUCUACUGUUGAUUGUGUGCAAUGUAGGCGGAAGCCUCUACGAUGUCUACUUAUGCGAAUUAGACGGCAAAGGAAAUCCUUUUUUGCUGGCGUUCUCAGUACGUCGCAACUGGCGGAAACUGACAGCGCCCGGAGGCGUCGGGCCGGACCCGAGGCUCAACCGUCUCAAACUCUUCAAUGGCUUGAGAACCAUGACGAUAGUAUGCGUGUUUUUCUCACACAGCGUGUUGAUCAUGUCAUAUUCCUACGUGGACAACCCACUUUACAUUGAAAAGUCGUACGAAGACCCAUUCAAGCAGAUCCUCUUCAACGGCAGCCUCGUCACCCACACUUUCUUCGUGAUGUCCAGCUUCCUUCUCGCCUACAAUCUUCAGAUCCACACGGAGCGUCACUCCUUAUCUUGGAGCCAGUGGCCCAAAGGCGUGCUGCUGCGGUGGCUGAGGCUAACUCCUACAUACGCACUAGUGCUGGCCACGAUUUCCACAUGGAUGCGUCGGUUGGGCAGCGGGCCUCUGUGGGGCCUGGUGGUGGGGGCGGAGGCCGAGGCCUGUCGACAGUACUGGUGGGCGCACGUGCUGUACAUCAACAACUAUGUGUAUGGGGAUGCGCAUUGCGCUCCGCAAGCUUGGUAUUUGGCAGCGGACACGCAGCUGUUCUGCCUAGGCCUGCUCAUCUGUGUGGUGUUCCGGAGCGCUCGGCGGCGCGCGGCGGCUCUCAUCUCCAUGCUGCUGCUCUCACUGCUGAUUACUGCAGCUCACACCUAUUGGCAGGAUCUUGAUGCUGUUGUCAUUCAGUCGCCUGAAAAAUACCGCAAUCUCUACGCAACCGACGACACCUUCCGCCUCCUCUAUAUCCGGGGCCACACGAACCUGUCGACCUACACAUUGGGGCUGGCUGGUGGUUUCCUGACCUACUACUGGCAGCAGGAGGGGAAGGACAUGAGCAGAUUUAAGAAAUUCAGAUGGAUCGUGUGGCUGCUAUUCCCCAUAGCCGUGGGUGUGAUCCUGUCUGGAGGUCUGUUCUAUCCGGACGGUCCCCGAGCGUCGGUGGCGCUCCGCGUGUUGUACGCGGCCCUGUACAAACCGGUCUUCCAGACAUGUGUGGUGCUGUUUAUCAUUAGUUGCGUCUUUAAGCUAGAAGGUGUGUACCGCGGCAUAGUGGAGUGGCGUGGAUGGGCGUGGAGCGGGCGAGUCUCAUACGGAGCUUUCUUGCUACAUACCUUAUUCCAACGUGGUCUCGUCGGUGCUGUCACUGCCCCUGUGCAUAUGACAGAUUACUAUGUGUUGACGGUGCUGAGCGCAAGCAUUUUCCUCUCGUUCCUUGGAGCUGGAAUCUUCUGGGUCUGCGUGGAGGCCCCUGUCGCCGCCAUCACCAAGGCUGCCCUGACCCCCGAUAGGAAAGCUUAAAAGCUAUACACCAUAUUUGAGUCUGUUCGGAAAGAGAAGAGUGGCAUAGCGAAUUUGAAAUAGAGAGUUCCAUCGCUCGAAAAGAUACCAUACCUUUGGCCUAUAGUCGAGUAGAUUGCGGUUAUAUUAAUAUUUAAUAAGUUGACACGUAUAAGUGAAAGAAUAAGGAUCAAAGUCAAAUGGCGUUCUAACAGUUUUAUUUUUGUAUCUUAUUGACAUGUACGUCUACACCGUAUUAAACAAAAAAAAAUGUUCUGUCGAAAGAUGGCAGUAAAUUUACAGUGGCUACAUGAUUUUCUUUGACAAUCCGUUUUUCCGAACAGGCUAAGCGUUUAGCUAACAUCUUCUUGACGUUCUUUGGAAUCUUUGGAGCUGGAAACCUGUGGGUGUGCGUGGAGGCUCCUAUCGCCGCCAUCACCAAGGCUGCCCUAACACCCGACAGAAAACAAAAACGCUUGUCCGAUGGAUUAGUGGCUAUUAAGUGUUCAUUUGUUUUAUGCUAGGGAGUACCGGUGUGGCUGAUGUCACGUGGUUUUAUUGCUCAAUAUAGACUUAGUUUUGAUUUUAUCGAUGUACCUGAGUUUUUCUCGUUUGAACAAUCUGGGUUGAUUAAAGUAUUGUAUAAUGUAAAAUUGAAGGGAUGUUUACAAAAAGAACAUAACUGCUUAGAGCGGUUAACACUUUUUUAAGAACAUGGUUAAUCGUUUCAGGUGUCAACCAGUGUAGUCAGUUAUGUUGUUUUUGUAAACAUCCCUUCAAUUGUAAAUGUACCAAGUAUUGAAAAUUUUUGUGAAGAUUACAAUUUAGAGAAUGGAGAGUACAAGUAGCAACACUCUUAACUGUCCAUCGGUGGACGUUAUGUCGGUGGGCGAUGGUACUGAGGGGUAUUUUAAAUAUUAGUAUAGGUACUAUUUUUUAUCUCAAUACGCCUAUUUGAUACAUAUACUUAUACAUAGAUCUCGCAACUUAAGGUGAACACGAAUGUAUGAUGAAUGGAUGGGAAUUUAAUCUCAUAAAAUUUUAGUAAUAAGAGUGAUUAGUUUUUAAGAUUACUUAGUAAAGAAAAUGAUACUUGAAUAAUGAAUAAUUGAGCAAAAUAGCUAGAAACGGAGAUUUUUAGUAAAGUUGUCUAAUAAAAACUAAUAUAGGUACCUAUAUCAAAA